GCAAUAUGGCGAAAUUGUUUUCCGGACCCUCGUCUUCAUCAUCAUCAUCUCAGUCUUAUCCAUCUCUAGUACGGUCCAACAGGAGACGUAAAAAGUUAGUUGGUCUAUUCAACCCCUCUAACUACUGCUUCGCUAAUGUCUGUGUGCAAGUGUGCUUCCAUAUCGAGCCUUUUAGAAUCUACUUCUUGGCUAAUAUAUUCAAACAACACAUAUCACCCAAAAGAGAUCCAAAUGUCUCCAGCGUUCUUGCUGAAAUGUUUGCCAAACUAGCCGAUGAACGAAACGAGUUAGUUAAUUUGCAGAAAAUGCUGAAAGUAAUGGGCUCUGAUUAUUUCACUAUCGGUUACAUACACCACGACUCAUUUGAGUUCCUCCUAAGCGUGCUGGAUAAGUUAGACGAAGAGUUAAACUGUAUGCCGAACCACCAGUUCAUGUUUUACAUACCGACUGUGAACCCACUAAGGUCGGUAGUAGAAAAAAACUGGAACGCCUUCAGUGAAAGCAAAGGAUCGAUUGUGAAGCAGUUAUUCUAUGGCACGGAGUGCUCAAUUUUCACUUGUAUUAAGUGCCAACAUAACAGUUACUCCUCCGAACCGAGUAUAAUGUUUUCAGUCGCCUUACCGCAAAAAGUGGUCCAAGUUUACUUUUUCCGAAAGGAGCCAUCUUCAACUAUACAGUGUAUUGAGGUUGCUUGUAAAUGCGACGACGGUACUUACAUAACAGUCGAAACUGUAAUCUGCCAGCUCUCGCUGAUGUUCAAAAUACAAAUCCACGACAUAAUGCUUUGCCAUAUUUCGAAAGAUUUUGAGUCGUUGUAUGAGCUAGAUUGGACUGCCAAAAUUGUUCCUCAAUUAAAACUGGUCGCCUUUGAAACGCCGAGCAUGGCCGACCAUUUUUAUGUUGAUUUGAAAGUAGAAAGUAGUUUACUGGCACCGUUGGUAUCAAUUUGUGCGCAUUGCUUUAAUCAGUCAGAUUCUCUGAAAAAGUGUUCCAUUUGUAGAACAGUAGCGUACUGUAAUUCUGCUUGUCAGAAAAACGACUGGCCUCUCCAUAAGGGCAAAUGUCAACACAAACAACAACAGUUAGAAACUGAUUCGUCCAAGUUUACAGACAUUGGGAUUCAACUGGUUUUCCCACUGGAUAUAGAACUCGAUGAUUUGAACUGGGAUUUUUUUGAGGAAAAUUGCCUUAAAAUGUCUCAGAGAUUUCUGGAAUUUACAGGGUCACAAGUAUCGUUACACGAGUCAAACAACAAUGACGUUCACUUGACAAACGGAUUUGGGAAUGAAACUUUGGAAACAGAAUUGUUUGAAGACGUUCAAUGCACAAGUGGUGAUGCUUUGAUUGAAGAUUUAAAUAGUGUAGAAGACAUUUGGUUCUCAAUCGAAGACUUCAACGAAUCAGGUCAAGUUUUUAGUUGCAGAGAAACCAAAUCUAAUAAGUGUUCCGUUCAUUCAAGUAAACGAAAACUGUUGAACGGGGAUUUAAAAGUUGACAUUAUAGCUACUUUCGAGGAGAAACAUUUCGAUCAGGAAGAUGUGAAUCGGUUUCCGAACUUCUUCGACGGAAGAUCCGAAGUUCGAGAAAUCUCGUUACAUGAUUUAGACGAGACGGGUUGGACUGACUUUGUCGAAAUGAUGAAAUGUUCAAGUGAAAUACCUCUGCUGACAUUAUACAUAUGCAGCAAUUCUACUACGCAACAGAAGAAGCCGCCUUCGAAUCAGAUUCAACUAGAGCACAAUAGCCGUAAUUGGGCCGUUGUCAAAGAGAUGCUUCGUAAUGCAGGAUCAAAUUCAGUCAUUGAUUGUCGAAGGGCGACUUUACAACAGUGUUUCAACUCACAUUUUGCGCCGAUUCGAGUCUCGGAAAGGAGCUGUGAUAAUUGUAAGGAAAAAUGUGACUCAAUCAAGUACUCGUACUGCUGGAAUCUACCGAGUUAUUUGUUCAUACAUUUCAAACGAGCGGCAGAAUUCCAAAAUCUGGCAAAGUUGUCGACUGCUGUUGAGUUUCCACUAGAUGAGUUGGACUUGUCAUCCUUCGCUGCUAUUGGUCAGACUGACAUCCAAUCAUAUUCGUCGAAAUAUCGCUACAGAUUGCACUCUUUGGUCCAGCAUCAUGGCAGGCUACAGGUCAAAGGUCACUACACGUGCUAUGUCCGAGUUAGUUCGAACAUUGACGAUAACUCAAACGAAGAAACGGAGCAUGGUGGAAUUGAGGAUAAUUUGGCGGAAAAAAGAGAAGAUGAGUGGUAUCAUUUUGACGACGAUCAUAUUACACGAGCAAGUGAACAGUCAGUAGCAAAGGCCGAGCCUUACGUGCUGGUAUACGAGAAUAUUUCUCAUCACGCCAAGACUAAUAUUUCUCAAAUUUUCAACAGCUUCUGUUGAGUCGUCUUGAUUGAUAGUUUAUUUCUUACCGUCUGUUGUUACGGUUGUUAUUGUUUAUUUUGAUAACUAAAGCUGCUAAUAAAGCCUAUUUCUCGCA
This is a messenger RNA of Symsagittifera roscoffensis, 2484 nucleotides long. RefSeq names its product ubiquitin carboxyl-terminal hydrolase 19-like. The transcript has a single exon. The record is from RefSeq and is a predicted model, not a curated record. The coding region runs from base 6 to 2387 and encodes 793 amino acids. Gene Ontology annotation, biological process: protein deubiquitination. Lineage: Eukaryota; Metazoa; Xenacoelomorpha; Acoela; Convolutidae. Gene Ontology annotation, molecular function: cysteine-type deubiquitinase activity.